Molecule: messenger RNA, 1536 nt
Organism: Nannizzia gypsea CBS 118893
Lineage: Eukaryota; Fungi; Ascomycota; Eurotiomycetes; Onygenales; Arthrodermataceae
Exons: 12
Coding region: 1-1536 (511 amino acids)
Molecular function (GO): chitin binding
Source: RefSeq, a predicted model, not a curated record
AUGGGACAGCUGAAAUCUCUCGGAGGCUUUCUGGCUCUGGCAUCUCCCGCCAUUGCAGCAUUCAAUGUCUACGCAUUACACGAUCAGGAUGCACUCAAGGCAUCGCUUGGUGUAACAUCGGAGUGUCUUUCGGCUCUAAACUAUACCGUCGAGUGUGAUGGCCCCAAUGCUGUCAGAGCCACCAAGAAUUCUGAUAGUGACUUGGCUUGGUCAAUGGACGACCUGACGACUCUCUGCACUGAUGGCUGCUCAAAAUCCUUAUCUACCUGGCUCGAGGUUGUCGAGCAAAACUGUGACGGCGAAGAGGUAACUAUUAAUGGGCUCGUUGUUGAUCCAAAAGCGUUUCCGUUGAAAUACAUAUCUGGCUACGACCUGGCCUGUCUGCGAGAUAGCAACGACAACUGGUGUUUCUACGAAGCACAGGACUGGGACAGUGGCGUGUAUACAAGUUGGGAUAAGAAACAGCCAGAUGCUUGCAGUAGUGAAAAUCCACCAGCCGAUUGUGACAUAGUGAAUUCUGAGGAUGCGGAUACCCUAUAUGUGACCAAUGCAUAUGAUAAAGAACUGUACUGCAGCGAGUGCUUUAUGCUGCUUUGGAAACAGCGGAUCGAAUCCCCCGUCUUCCCUCAAGGCAAUCUUUUGGAUCACUUCACCAAGCAGUUUAGCAAGUUAGAGGCUGCCUGUUCAACAAACCUGCCAUCGAUAACACCAGCGCCAACUGUGGUAUUAGGGGCUAAAGAUACUGUGCCGCCGUCUACAGGCUACCGGCUUGACGAGUCGACCGUGUUUAGAUAUAAUAAACCUCCAGAAGCAACAAUCACAAAGGCACCCGUUGCGAAACGUACCCCUGUUCCCCGGGCCAUAAAAACAUUCUACACUCCUGCAAUUACCGAUAGGACAACGCAACUGGGUGCAAUGGUGGCCUGUGGUAAAUACUACAACGUAGUCACAGGUGACACUUGUGAUUCUAUCUCCGCUGAAUUCGAAGUGACUAUGGACGAACUGUUGGCAUACAAUCCUGAGCUUCAUCCCAACUGUGACAAUUUGUGGGCCAACUUUGCUAUAUGUGUUGCCCCCGUAUCCCCAGCGCCAAUGGCAGUAGAUGGCAACUGUGGAGAGAACGAUGCAGAUGCCACUUGUAAUGGAUCGCCAUUCGGAUCAUGUACGCCUUGUGGACCCGAAGCCACAGCCCCCCCUGAAAUCCAGACAGCACCGGAAGAGGAGCCGCCAGUAGAUGAGCCGCCUAGCGAAGAGCCACCCAAGGAUAUUCCAUAUGAUGAUAGUAAUCAUGAGCAUGAUAAGGAAAAGCAACCACACCCCAGUGGCAAACUCCAUCUCCCAUCGGGGGCCAUCAAUUCCACUAUGAUCAGCAAAGAUGGGACUUGCAACAAGUAUAUCCGUUGCGUAGGCUCGCCAUUUGGAAACUGUUGCAGUACUAGCGGAUGGUGUGGCUAUGGAAAAGCAUGGUGCGGUAUUGGAAAUUGUGUUUCAGGUUUUUGUGACACUGAGGAUGAGGCAGCUGGGAAAACUGAGUAA